This is a messenger RNA of Symbiodinium necroappetens, 2205 nucleotides long. NCBI's taxonomy places the organism in Eukaryota, Dinophyceae, Suessiales, Symbiodiniaceae. The record is from the annotation of a GenBank genome assembly.
AUGCUGCGACAACUUCCUUCUGGAAUCUGCAGAGCGAAGGUAUCGUUUGGAAAAGAUUCUCCAGCGUGCCGCUGGCAGGCCCUUUCUUCAAAGUCAAGAAGUAGCAGCCGCUGGUGUGCGGACUUCAGCGGCUUAAGGAAGCCGUCCGGUUCGUCACCACUUUGCUUGAGCAAAGAAGGAAUCCUUUGGGAAGAAAAUGGCAUGUCGUCCUUGCUUAUCCCGAUUUUGCUUGCAGAUGUCAUGUUUGCACCUGUGUACUCGAAACUGGCAUCGCCUUUCUCACGAGCACCAGAUGCCACGCACAUCAUUUUGAUUGCUCCCCGUGCUUCUGGCAGAGCCAAAUCAGUGGUCUGGCUGCUUUGUACGAGUGCCUACGGCGACUCUUCUUUGGAUCACCUCAUCAUGAGUCUUAGCAGGCGCGGGGCUGUUCGCUGGGAUUCUCGACAGUGCCUUCACCUCUCUGCCGAUUCUUUAGGCCGGGGAUCCCAAGGCACGAUUUUUCGCAGCUUGUCCCUUCUCCCUCUCUAUGAAGAGCACCGUAAGCUGAUCCCUUCGAAAGCGGACCUGCUGACUAUGAGCAACGUCCACAACUUCGGACGGGUGGCUGUGAAGAUUUGGGACCCCCUCGAUUCGGCGAUGGCUCGUCGAGAGGUGGGCUUCCUGCAGCAGUCGGCGGGUCAUCCAAACAUCUCAGCCUGUUUAGGCGUCUACGCAGAGGCGCGGAAGUUCGGCGUGACAUGGUUCCUUGCGAUGGAGCAUGGCACCGAAGGUGAUCUCUUCAACAAGAUCAAGGCAAAGUGCUUGCCGCUGGGACUCAUUCUGGAUAUUCAAGCCGGCUUGUCAUCAGCAUUGACCCACUUGCACUUCUUGCACAUCGUGCACCGUGAUGUUAAAGCAGAGAACGUGGUCAUGCAUAAGGAUCGCGCAGUGCUCAUUGACUUCGGCAUUGCUGCAUACCGACAUGACCAGGAAGCCAUGUGCCAAUCUACUGGAUCGCCAGGCUAUGCCGCGCCUGAGAUGGUAGCUGUUACCAUGCAGUACUAUGACGAGCUUGUGGAUGUGUUUGCUUUGGGAGUCAUGAGUUACUUCAUGAUGUUUCGAGCUCUGCCUUUCUUGGGCAACACUCACGCUGAGACACUGGAGAAGACCCGGGGCUGUGAGGCGGAGAUUCCCGAGUUGAAGGACGAGAGGUGGCGUGCAGUUGCGUCUCUGGUGCAGCGGAUGAUGUCCAGGGAGGCCAAGGAUCGUCCAACCGCCAGGGCGUGCUUCAAAGAGCUUCUGGACCUGGAACCUCUGGUGACGACGGGCGGUAAGUCUCGGGCGGUCCGGAUCGCGCAUGCUGCCCUGUCGCACUAUGGUCAUCUAGAUGCACCGGGAGAUUGCAGCAAGGAAGAGUUCUGCGGAAAAGAUGCACCGGACAUGUCCGAGGAAGCUUUGCCAAGCACCAGAGCUGCCGCAUCCACAGCCCCUUCGCUGGGCGGAGUUGGUCGUAUAUGGACUUCGGCGAAGAGGCGGAUCAGGUCUAUCCCUUUGCCGCCGCCGUCAAGGGCGAGGCAAAACAUGUUCCAAGCUCUUCGGAGCUUUCUUCGCUCGUCCGACACAUCAGUGUCAAAAGUGCCACAGGAGGCGGAGAAUGCAUCUGGAAACUUCGGGGGGGAUCGCCUGGUCUCUUCCGCGAUUAGAGUGCUGCCCAGGGGGGAUGCGGAAGCAGAUCCCGCGGAAGCGAUUGGAGCUCGUCAGAAAGCGGAAACGCUAGCCGGCACAGGAGCGACCGGCUGCAGCUGCAGAUCGAGAGUCAUGGUGGCUGACUCCCAGAAUGAUCAAGAGCGCGAGCACGAGCAUGCCCGUAUUGUUCUUGACUUUCCUCUUUCGGCAAGCGUAGUCAACGUCCCUUUGCAGGAGGACCUGGAUGACAUGCGCUCGGAUCAGGAAGAGGAUCACCCGUCCCUACUCGUAGCUACACCCCAGGGCCAGCACGGCGCAUCCUCAGAUCAUGCGCCAGCGGAAGGUGCAUCAGUGCAUCAGCCGCUCGCAGACCAUGCUGCUACAUCUCUGAGUGGCAAGUGCCCUGAGUUUUCGUCCGGUCAUCGGCAUUUUUUCGAUUGUACAAAAUCAUUUAAGGAGGAGUCGCAAAAGGUGCUAGAGGCACCCAGAGAAGCAGAUGCCUUCGAGUUUGCGCCUGUAGUUGGUGGCGACCUGGAGUGA